Molecule: messenger RNA, 1395 nt
Organism: Aureococcus anophagefferens
Lineage: Eukaryota; Pelagophyceae; Pelagomonadales; Pelagomonadaceae
Exons: 1
Coding region: 1-1395 (464 amino acids)
Biological process (GO): AMP metabolic process; IMP salvage
Cellular component (GO): cytosol
Molecular function (GO): AMP deaminase activity
Source: RefSeq, a predicted model, not a curated record
AUGUACGACCUCGAGCACCAGUACCGGGAGCACGAGGACCAGGCCAAGUGCAACACGGACUUCCACUCCGUCGCCAAGGCCGACACGCACAUCCACGCGUCCGCGAUGAUGACGGCCGUGCAGCUCGACCAGUUCAUGCGCCGCAUCUACGAGCGCGACCGCGACCGGCCGCUGGACGACAAGGGCAAGACGGUGGGCUCCGCCAUGCGCGGCGCGGGCUUCCAGACCAAGGGCGAGCACAACGCGGAGUCCUUGAACGUGCAGGCGAGCUACCGCAUGUUCGGCAACUUCAAGAACUUCAACGCGGCCUUCACGCCCCUCGGCAGCCGCGAGCUCAAGUCGUUGUUCAUGGGCUACGAGGCCCUCGAGGGCGAGUACCUCGCGGCCAUGGUCCGCGAAUGCGCGGGCGUCGCGCACGAGGGCGCGGGCGCGUUCCUCGAGCCGCGCUUCUCCAUCUACGGCCGCAAGCCGAGCGAGUGGAAGACCUUCGCGAGAUGGGUGCGCCGCUGGCAGGUCGACGAGAUGCCCGGCGUCUUGAUCGCGAUCCAGCUGCCGCGCGUCUACCCGGUCUGGCGCCGCAUGGGCGCAGUGACGUCGUUCGGAGGCAUGCUCCGCAACUUCUGGGGGCCGCUGUUCGAGGCGGCGCUGUCCGACGAGGACGACGACGUCAAGUGGCUUUUGGACAAGAUCCGCGUCAUCGACACGGUCGACGACGAGUCCAUCGAGGACCACCCGGACCUCGCGGGGCUCUGCGGCGCGGACGACUGGACGUCGGAGAAGAAUCCGCCCUACGGCUACUACGCGUACUACAUGCACGAGAAUGUGGCGCGGCUCAACGCGCUCCUGCGGGCGAGGAAGCUCCGGUCGAGCCCGCUGACCUUCAAGCCCCACGCGGGCGAGGCGGGGCCCGCGGACCACUUGGCGACCGCGUUCCUCUUCAGCGACGGCGUGUCGCACGGCAUCAAUCUGGAGACGCAGCAGGAGGCCGUCGCGCUCCAGUACCUCUACUACGCGGCGCAGGUGCCCAUCGGCGUGUCGCCCAUCUCCAACUCCGUGCUCUUCCUGAAGUACGCGCAGAACCCGUUCCCGACGCUCUUCAAGCGCGGCCUCUGCGUCGCGCUCACGACGGACGACCCGCUCAUGUUCCACACGACGCCGACGCCCCUCCUCGAGGAGUACGCGACGGCGCGCCACGCCUUCGCGCUGAGCUCCGUGGACAUGUGCGAGAUCGCGCGCAACUCGUGCGUCGCGGCCUUCAGCGACGAGGAGCGCAUGGACCUCCACAACGACGAGAACCCGGACUGCACGAACGUGCCCGCGUGCCGCCUGAACUUCCGCCAGGCCACGCUCCAGGGCGAGCUCGACCUCCUCGCCGCGCGCGGCGGGGCCCUCUAG